This is a messenger RNA of Phycodurus eques (leafy seadragon), 9073 nucleotides long. RefSeq names its product peroxisome proliferator-activated receptor gamma, coactivator 1 beta (gene ppargc1b). Gene Ontology annotation, biological process: positive regulation of transcription by RNA polymerase II. Bases 76 to 2718 code for a protein of 880 amino acids. Gene Ontology annotation, cellular component: nucleus. Gene Ontology annotation, molecular function: transcription factor binding; nucleic acid binding. The record is from RefSeq and is a predicted model, not a curated record. The transcript is spliced from 12 exons. Lineage: Eukaryota; Metazoa; Chordata; Actinopteri; Syngnathiformes; Syngnathidae.
AGGCCGUCGGCGUCACUGCACCUGCUGCUCCUAUUAGCCGGCCGCGAGGCUUCGCGGCGCCUCAUUCACGAGAAGAUGGCGGACUGCGCACCACUAUUAGAUGAGGAACUCUCGUCCUUCGUCUUCAGUUACCUGACAGAGAACCCCGACAGCCAGUAUGGGGAGGAGGAGGUGUGCUCGGAUCGCCUGGACAGCGAUUUUCCCGACAUCGACCUCUUGCAGCUGGACACCAGCGACUUCGACAGCGUCAACUGUCUCGGCGAACUGCAGUGGUGCAGCGACCAGGCGGCCGACGCCUCGCCGGCCUCCAUCCGAUGCACACCCGAUGAGCUCUUUGAGAUCGAAGAGGAGAACGCGGCACUGCUGGCCGCUCUGACGGACAGCCUGGACGGCAUAGUGGACGCCGAGGUGGGCGGCCUGUCCGUCUUCCCCGCCCUGGAGGAAGACGAGCCAGAGCGGGACAAGGAAGACCAGGACCACCUUCACCGUCUUUCUUUCGGCGCAAACCACUUCAAACGCUCACAGGACACAGAGGACCCCUCUCUGCUGAAGACCCUGCUGCUGACUCCGCCCAAUGUGCCUGCGGGUAAAGAUAGCGUCCACGGGCAUCGGUAUAGCAACAGAGGAUUGCACCAGCGAACGGUCCGACCUCCGGUUAAGAUGGACCCCUCUCAGGUGCGGAAGCCCCGCGCUGUGCGUCCCGCAGGCCGCCUGUGCACUGAGCUCCACCGCCACCUCACCGCUGCCCUGCGGGACGCCAUAGAGCCCACGACACCCGACACGGAGGACGAGGAGGAGGAGGAAGACGACGAGGACAGCGAGUCAGAGGAGGACGAUGAUGAGGAAGAAGAAUCUUCCGGUAGCGAGGUGGAGGCAAGGCAAGGCGAGGCCCCCGCCGAGCCGGCCAAGCCUCAGUUCACCUCGGAGAAAGAACUCCGCUCGGUAGUGGACCUUAUCACCUACAUGCACACAUACUGCAUGCCCGUGCGCAAGCAACAGAGUCUGGACCGCAAGGACCCGCCCAGGCCUCGGGCUCGACCUGACGCUGCCCGCCCGCCCGUUACAAACUCUCACAGUCGGGUGGUCCUGGUGGCUCCCCCAGCGAGCGGCAGGCCUGGGGGUGCCCCCCGGAGGCUUCCCUUCGCGAGGCGACGGGAGAUGAAGACCGACUCGCUUCUCCGUGAGCUCCUGCAACAAAGUAGCUCCUUCGACGUGAGCAAGCCUUACGGACUGCAUAGUCCGCCAUACACCCAAGCGGGAACGGGACCCCUGCCUUCCAACCGCCCACCCGGCACCGCCACUCCUAAACUGGAGCUUUGUAAGGACCAUUCCUCACCCGAGAGGAGACACUCCUCCUGCGAGGCGCCGCAAAGCCCCGAUGAGGACUGCAGCUCCUUCUUGGUGCGCCGCUCCAGACGUCUGGCCUCCUUCCCCAGCCGCUUUGCCAAGAGACUGCGGCCCGGGCGGGCCGGGGAGGGUGACAGGAAGGAGGAGAGGGACGACGGGCAAGAUGCGGGCAAGCUCUCGCCAACUCAAGCGGGGGGGCGGACCACGACAGAAGGGAAUGAAACGGAGGCGACCGAAACCUGCUGCCACAACGAGAAGCGAGCCUGCCUGUGUCUGCCUCUCGACGCCGGCAAAUCCACAAGAGAGUUCAGCAGCAAGACCUUCGAGCAGACACUCUGCGUGGAUCUGUGCGGAACUGCAGGUCUGACGCCGCCCACCACACCGCCUCACAAGCCAGUGGAGGAUGACCUCUUCAAGCCAAGCGAGGCCCGAAAGGGUGGCGAAAGCUAUGGUGACGGUGAGGAGUCCGUCCACUCGUCCGUCCACACGUCCGUCCACUCCUCUUCUGGCGGCGUUGGUGGCCUCCGAGGCUCCUGGCUAAGCCGCACGCACCAGCGUAAGCUUCCGGAGCAGACGGAGCUGUACGCCCAGCUGCGGCGCAUGGGUCAGGCCGGAGAUGCCGACGCCUGCCGCGGCUUCGGCGACCACGACUACUGCGCGCUGAGCCUCGGAGAGACCCGCAAGCGCAGCAUCGCCAUGCUAGGCGCAAUGCUGCAGAGGGCCGGAGAACUCAACGCUGGCGACGCCGUGUCAGAAAAUAGCGUCCUAUUCAACAUCGACCAGCCUCUGACAUCUUCGCCGCAGCCCGAUCGCCAAUCGGCCGCCGCCACGCCCCCUGUCUCGGAGGAAGAGGCGGAGCGCUCUGCGGCAUCCCGCUCGCCCUCGCCGACCAUUCACGUGUGUCCCGACUCCCCCGCCAGCAAGGCCGACUCUAGUGAACAUUCAGAGAUGCGCCCAGACGACGAGCAGAGGAGCAAAGCCAAAUCCGAGGAGAACUGUCAGGUGUUCUACAUCCACAACCUACCCAGCAGCAUGACCCAGAACACGUUGAGGAAGCGCUUUCAGGUCUUUGGCACGGCCGAGGACUGCAAAGUCAUCAUCUGUAACGAGUAUGUAACCCGCUGUCAACCAGACCGAGUACUUUCCAAGGAGCGCUGCGGCGUCAUAAAGAUCCGCCAGUCCGGAAUCCAGCGGCACCGGAGGGAGCGUGAGAAUGUUUUCCAGACCACACCUGCAGGCGGGAGGAGACUGACGAGGAAGCGCUACAUUGACCUUGACGAGGCGGGUCCAGGCCCGGUCAAGAGCAAGUAUGACGCGCUGGACUUCGACACUCUGAUGAAGGAGGCCCAGAAGUCGCUGCACCACCGCUGACUGUCACGCUGCACCGGCCCCGCGCCACGCCGCGACUGUCCCGCCUUAUUAAACACCGCGCCCCGCAGCAGCAGAAAGAAGCGGUACACACCUCUCCAUGCAAAAUGUUUACAUUUUUAAAAAAACGUUGGGAGUAACGCGACAACGAGAACAUUCAUUUCUUUUUUUGGGGGGGGGGGGGGGGGGGGGGGGGUUGCAAAGGCGGCUACUUUGUAUUAGCUACUAGACUCGCCACAAUGAUGCAUCCUGCCGAGAGACCUCCGUAGCAAAUACUCGUUGUGUGCGUGCGUUUGUUUGUGUCUCUGUGUGAAAAAAAAUUCCUGGUGGCGGGCGGCGUCUAAUCGCUGUUAAAAACAAAAAAAAACAAAAAAUGUGUGGUUGUUGAAAAAAAAAAAAAAAACAGGAAGAAAAAAAAAAUGAUACCCGCUUUGUUGGAUGUUCUACAUGGAAAAGAAAUGUGGUGUGUGUGUGCAAGCGUAUAACGUUCAAUGUAAAAAGGUUGACAAAAGUUUACAAAAAUUAAGAACUUUUUUUUUUUUGUAAUUGUAGUGCUUCCUUGAUUUGAUCUAUGCACCGUUGGGAGGUAUUUUCUGCUUUACCCGCAGUCACCGUUGACGCUAAAUUCCCAAAUCCCGCUUUCUACUGAGGCGCCCCCUACUGGCUUGAGUUUGUUAAACGACAUGGAGAUCACAAUGUGGGAAUGUUUCACCUAAAGAGUCGGAGGGUAAUUUUAACUUCGAUAAGCCAUGAUUUGUUUGUUGUUAUAUCAGGUUCUCGAGGGCUUCUAGCAUUAGCUUUAGCCAGUUAGCCCACAAUGCACCUCUGUUGUACGUACACCCUCAACGAUAGCUUUAGCCGUCAAACAUGACCAUAGCACAACUCGUUUGGGCCAACUGAUGCCAAGCAGAUGCAACAAAGCUUCUGUACAACAGCCAAGAUUUCCCUUAAAUAUGAAGUUGUAUGGACAAAUGUGUCCCAAAUUCAUUCAGCUGGCCUGACUGAGGGGAUGUAUUUGAUCGACAACGUUUAAUUUUGGCCCACACAAAAGAUUUAAUGAGAUUCAAUGAAAGUCUAAAAGUCUCAUGACGUAUACAUGUGAGUGUUAAUCAUUCCGUUGUUGAUUGGAAAAGGUUCAGACGGCGAAACAUCUCUAUACGUGACAUGUAUUUGCAUAUAUGGUAAAGUAAAAAGCUCAUAUGUACUUGUAAUUUUUUUAUACGAUUGUAGGCCUACUAUAAAAAAGUAAAAUAUCAGCAAAAGUAACGCAGGCAUCAAGUAUUUAAGAGUGAGAUGCAAGUUUGCUAACGUGGGAUUCAUCUUUCGUCAUUGCUUUUGUGCCAAACAUUAUUAAAUAUGGACAAUGUGAUAUCAUGACGAAGCCAACCAAGACACCACGUGACCAUUUGGUGAUGACACAGCGAACGCUCCUAUUUCCAAGUAUUAACUUUAGCCAGCUUGCACAACAAAAUUGUCCCUCUGUUUUCCAAUGUUAGCUUUAGCCAGCUGCCAUGACCACAAUGCUUCAGUUUUACAUAGGCCUACAUACAUAGCUUUAGCAAGCUAUCACAACCACAAUGCACCUCUAUUUUCUAGUGUUAUCUUCAGAUAGCUGGCAUGACCUCAAUGCUCCCGCCUAUUUUCUAGUGUUAUCUUUAGAUAGCUGGCAUGACCACAAUGCGCCCGCCUCUUAUACAUUUUUACAGUGGACCCCUGCAUACUCACGGUUCAACACCCGCGGAUUCUCCUUUCCACUGAAUCCCCCCCAUGUUUUGAAUUUUCUUUGCAUUUUUGUUUUUUUUCUGUAUCUGUGGGGAACCAAGCCCAAAAACACUUAUUAGUGGUUUAUCCUUGCUUAUUCAAAUUGUUUUGGGGGUUUAAAAAAAAAAAAAAAAAAUUCAUUUUCACUGCAUUAAUAAUGGCCAUCAAUUGUCCGUGGAUCUUCGCUAUUCGCAGUCCAACCCGGUCACAAGCCUCUGCAAAGAGCGGGGGUCCACUGUACUUAGCUUAGGCAUACUAGCACAACCGCGCCGUGCCUCUAUUUUCGAGUUUUAGCUUUAGCCAGCUAACAUGACCAGAGUGCUCCUGUUUUACACACAUACUUCGGUGUAGCUAGGUAACACAACAGCAUCGUUCCUCUAUUUUCUAGGGUUAUCUUUAACCAGCUAACACGAUCUCAUUUCCACUUUAUUUUCCAGCAUAAACUUUAGCCAGCGAGCAUGACCACAGUGCACCUGUUUUACAUACGUUGUUAACAUUAGCCUUACCCAUCUAACACAACCACAUAACACUGUUUUUUGUAGGCUUAGCAUUAGCCACAAGUACAACCACAGUAAACUUCUUGUUUUAGCAUUAGCUUUAGCCGGCUAGCCGUCUCAAUGAAACGAUCAAUAAAGAUGGAACAUUCCCACAUUGGAGGUUGUGAACCGGUCCACUGCGCUGAUGCAACCCAUCUUGUUUACAUUUGAAUUGCAGCAUGCGGUAUCCCUUGGGGGGGGGGGGGAAAAACCCACAAUCACCGGGUCCCAGCGGCGGCGGCGGCGGCAGCGCCCCUACGAGAAAGACUUGACUGACUUGUGUUGGUUUGCUCUGAUGGAAUGUAUUUGUCAUUCUGAAUGUAAACAUCUCCUUUAGCGGCGGUUAGUUGCGCCCGACGUGGCCAGUAGGAGGCUCCAAGUAAAAAAACAAAAAGUGAAGGGAACGUCUGAAUUUAGCGCGUAAAUGACGCGGGAGGUGUCAGCCGAGCAUCUCUACCUCAAGUCCAUGCGCCGAUGCUCUCGCCGCCGCCAUCGUGCUAUCCCGUCAGGGUUCAUCCUCUGAAGCCUCUUCUGCACGCCGUCAUGUUUGUAGUCUUAAAAAAAAUCAAAUCUCGCCACCAUUUUACAUGCCAGUAUGACCAUGGUGUUUGGCUUUAGCUAAUUGGCUUGACCCCAGGGUACCAUUAUGUUCCGUAUGCCAAUAGCUUUACCCCAGCUUACAAGACCACAACUCAGCUCUAUUUUCUAGCGUUACCUAUAGCCAUCUAGUGCAACCACGGCACACCUCUACAUACACACUUAGCAUAAGCUUUCUCCAGGAAGCAUGACCAUAACUCACCUGUAUGUACUAGCUUUAGCCAUCUAGCAUGAACAUAGUACACCUCUAUUUUACAUAUACAAUUAGCUUUAGCCAUCUAGCAUACACUUCUAUUUUAGAUACACAGCACUUGUUUUACAUACAUUCUUAGCCAAUACACUCUUAGCAUUAGCUUUAGCCAGCUAGCACGACCACAACACCUUUAUUUUACAUACACUUUUAGCCAUACAAACUUAGCUUUCACCAGCUAGCACAAACAGAGUGCAACUUGACAUACACUAUUAGUGUUGGCUUUAGCCAUUUAGCCUGACCACAGUGUAUUUCUAUUUCCUCGUAUAAGCUUUAGUCAUCUAGCGUGACCACAGCGCACCUCUGUUUCACACAAACAGUUAGCGUUAGCUUUUACUCAAAAUGUUUGCCACUGGUUGACGUCUCUGCACCAAAACGGCAACGUGUGGAAGAGGCUUCAGUCUGGAGCACUUCCUCUCCUCGCCAAAAUAAGACGCAGCUCCGCGCAGGUUUGAGGCCUUGUUUUUCCUGGUCCUUCCACAGCGACUCAACUCUCUUGCACGCACACACAAACACACUCACACAUACACAAGAACGUUGAAUGUUUACAUCAUGGUUUACAUAAAGAGAAGCUCUAAUAUAAGAUGACAUAUUUACAGUAUAGUCGUAUAUAUAGUGUACAUAGCACUAAACACGGUAUCUUUUAUUUUGGCGGCGGCGGGAUUUGGAGGGAACGUUGAUGUAACUUGACACACAAAGUCCGACACUGUUAAAAAAAAAAAAGUAAGUCAUAAAUCCCUUUAGACGAUCACAUUUGUUGUUGUUUUCCCCGUUGUUCGAUGCAAUACGUAAGAAUGGUCACCCGGAGGAAUGUGAUCGACACAUGUACAAAAAUCCAUAGUGAUCUUGCACACUUAACGUCCCGACUGGGAUUGGGGGGUGGGGGUGAAGAGACAAGGGGAGAGAGAGGCAGAUGAUGAUGAUGAUGAUGAUGAUGAUGAUGGUGGUGGUGGUGGUGGUGGGGUAAUUGGGAAUUUGUGCUAACACAAAUUUACCUUUCAAUCUGAGUCACAGGAAACCACAGAAAUGAUUUGAAUUCUGAAACGUACAUGUACUCACAUGCAUACACUUCCAUACACACAAACGUGGAUCAACUUACAUACACGUAAGCUUCCAUACACAAACUUACAUACUGUACAUCAAUUUGUAUCCAGAAUCAUACAUAUAUACAUCCAAAUGUAAGUCUACGAACUUGCACACACAAACUUGCAUCAACUUAAUUAAAUUUACAUAUAUUAACAUCCAUCCACAUACAUGUACAUACAUUGUACAAUGUCCAUCCAUCCACUUUCAACACCGCUUAUCCUGGUUAGGGUCGCGGAGCGCUGGAGCCCAGCUGACUUUGGGCGAACGGCAGACUACGCCCUGAACUGGUCGCCGGUCAGUCGCAGGGCACAUAAAGACACGGGAAGCCAUCCGCACUCACAUUCACACCGUCACUGAGUGGGAACUGAACCCACGCUGCCCCCACCAAAGUCAGGCGAGUGUACCACGAUACCAUCAAUAACCACAUUGUACAAUGUACAAACACAAAUUUACUGAUAAACUUACAGGAUUACACAAACGUACCUACCGCUAACAUACAGUACACGUCAAAUUACCUAUAUCAACUUAUAUUAACUUACAUACAAGUAUGUAAGUACAUAACAUGUACACGUGUCAACUCACAUGCACAUAAACUUUCACCAACUUCCAUGCGUAGAAUCAAUUAAAUGAGUGAACUGACAUACACCAGCUUGCAUUCAUACAAAUUUACACGAGCACACAUACAUAAAGGCACAUAAAUAAAUGCACACAUAAACUUAUGAUAGGACAAAAACUUUCCUUCAUCACUUACAUCCAUAAACUUACAUCAAUUUACAUAAAUGAGCACUUGGAUAUAAACCGACAUAUGUCUCUGUUAUAUUAGAUUUGCAUUACAAUACAAUAAUAGAAGUUGCUGAGAUCUCGUCAACAUGUCAUCACGGCAUCACAUGAUCUUGUCAUCACAUGAUCACGGCGAAGCCUUCAAAUCGGCAGGAGGCUCUUCCCCUUCCGCACCGCGCCCCUCCCACCCAAUCCCGAACGCCACUGAGGACGUUUUAUUCAAAAGAACUUUUUCAAUAGCCAUAUUCUAAAAAGGGUACAUACAUAUAUAUGAAUAUAUCUCAAUAUAUAUUUGUGUGUUUGUGUAGAUAUAGCUAGAUGACGAUAUACUUUUUUAUAGAAAACUUUUGUGUUUUGAGAAGACACAUUUCAAGUAUAAUAAUAAGCACUGUCCACUCGGGCUACUUCCAAUCAAUCCAAAUAUGAAUAUUAAUAAUAAUAACAAUAAUCAAACCUUCCAAAGGGAAAAUAACCCCGCCACAAUGCAAUACUUCCUGCUCUUUGUUUGGGAAAAGUGGGGGGAAACCGGCAAGAAAAACUGCAAACUUUGACACCCCCCGCCCCCCACCCCCACCCCCAUAAUAAUAAUAAUAAUAAAACAACAAAAACAAGUUGGCGGCUUCUAUCUUUUCUUUCCACGUGCUAUAAUGUUGAUUUUUCUACUAUUUUCUCAGUUUAGAAAAAUAAUAACAAUAAUAAUUUAACGCACAAAAUAAACUUUUAAGGAUGACAGAUGAGCACUUGGUAGGCAAAUUAAUCUAAUUGAAACAAUAAAUAUAGAUAUAAUAAUAAAUAUAAAAGAAAACAAUAAAUGUGAGCAGGUGGAACAAAAUAAGAUAAAGGGCAUAUGUUUUAUUUUGACUUCUUGUACUGACUAUCAAGCUCACCUCUUUUUUUUUUAACCUAAAAUAUGCUGAAUACUUCUAGUGAGAUUUUAUAUUUUUACAUAUGUUCUUUUUUUUAUUAUUUAUGCUACACUUAGUUUGGCUGUUUCUUGUUGUUUUUUUUUUUUUUUUUUUGUUGAGGUGUUCUCUCUAUUUUUUUUUUUUCUUUGUGUGUGAUUUCAUGUCAGGUGAAGAAUGUGGAGAGACAGGCGGAGGGGAAAAAAGGCAUUUCAGUAUUUUUGAAUUGUUCAAAUCUAGUUUCAUAGAUGUUAUUGUUAUAAAUUAUAUUUUGAUUGGUGUACAUAGUUUGAAAGAGGAAACACUGACAUUCUUUUAAAAUGAAUACAUUUUUCUCUUCAGAGAUUGUUUACAUUAUGAAACUGUAGAGACGUGCUCCUCAUAUACUGUAUAAAGGACAUAUAUUCAUUGAUUUUCCUCCAGAAAUAAAAUCCUAAUGAACAGCA